UUGGACGAAAAAAAAGAAUCAAUUAACUUCACAAAAAAGACUUAGGAACUGUUUCUGGUGCUUUCUACAUCGACGGAAGGCCCACGACAAUGUCUGCCCAAGCUCAAAUGAGAGCUUUGCUCGACCAGCUGAUGGGAACAGCGAGGGAUGGUUCAGUGUAUCUUUGCCAGCCUACAACAAUCUGCAAAGGAGUUGCAGAAAAGCCUCAUGUUCAUCGAGCCGUGAGUCACACAUAAUUUUUAAAGCUGUUAUGAUGAAUAUCCCAACCAUUUGUUUGCCUUCCGGAAGUUACUGUAGACUUUUUUUAAACACACAAAUGGGUAUAUCUUCAGUGGCACUAGAUAUUUAAUUUGGCGUAGUGUAAUGCAGCUUGUGCCAAGACGUCUGGUCGCGCAGAAUCCAAACGAGCAGUUCCUCUGUUUUCAGAAGGCAAUUUUAACAAACAUCCAGAAAAAAAACAACCACAACUUUGCACACAUCAUUUACAAUCUGACUUGUGUAUCACUCCCAACUUCUUACUACAGGUAUGGGCAAGAAAACUGUUCCCAUUUAUACUUUUCUACAGCGGGUUUAAAAUUCUGCAGCUGAGGUCUUGAAGAUGCAGAAGGGUACAGUAUGUGGUGCGGAUCGCAGCGAUGAGACGCGGCAGAUGGUCAAGUUCAGCGACGACCGAGUCUGCAAAAGUCAUCUUCUGAACUGCUGUCCACAUGACAUCCUGUCUGGAACUCGUAUGGACCUGGGAGAGUGCACGAAGAUCCAUGACCUGGCACUUCGGGCAGAUUAUGAAAUUGCUUCCAAGGAUAGAGAUAUGUUCUUUGAGCUUGACGCGGUGGAUCACCUGGAGUCGUUCAUUGCCGACUGUGACCGGAGGACAGAACUAGCCAAGAAGCGCCUGGCUGAGACCCAAGAGGAGAUCAGUGCUGAGGUGGCCGCAAAGGCAGAGAAGGUCCAUGAGCUGAAUGAGGAAAUAGGGAAGCUCCUGGCCAAGGCCGAGCAGCUCGGAGCUGAGGGGAACGUGGACGAGGCUCAGAAAGUCCUGCAGGAAGUGGAGAAGGUCCGAACUAAGAAGAAGGAUGCAGAGGAAGAGUACAGAAACUCCAUGCCAGCCUCCAGCUUCCAGCAGCAGAAGCUCCGGGUGUGCGAGGUGUGCUCCGCUUACUUGGGUCUCCAUGACAACGAUCGCCGUUUGGCCGACCAUUUUGGCGGGAAGCUUCAUCUGGGCUUCAUCCAGAUCAGAGAGAAACUGGACCAACUAAAGAAAACCGUGGUCGAGAAGCAGGAGACCAGGAACCAGGAGCGCCUGAAGAGACGAGAAGAGAGAGAGAAAGAGGAGAAGAUGAAGAAGACGACCAGAUCAAGCAGCAAAGAGCCGAAAAGAUCCCGUUCACGUGACCGCAAAAAGAAGCGCUCACGCUCCACGUCACGAGAGAAGCGGCGCUCGCGCUCCCGCUCCAGAGAGAGGAGGAGGCGGCACCGCAGCCGCUCCACCUCCCGCAGCCGAGGACACCGCCACAGCCACGAGCAGAGCUCCAGACACAAGUCGUCCCGGGACCGAGAGCGCUCCUCCAGAGAGCGGUCACGGGAGCGGGAGAAGAGGGAGGGGGUGAAGAGAGAGGGGGAGAAGAGGGAGGGGGUGAAGAGGGAGGGGGAGAACGGCCGGUCGGACUCCCGUCGGGGGGAGGACCGGGACACGGGGGACCUCUGAAGACCAAACUCCAUCCAUCACGACUCACAGCGUUCCUCCUGUCUCCCUCCCUGUCCGUCUGUCUGUCCAUUUCUAAAAAAGAAUAACCUAAUGUCACACAGUCCCGCCUCCAUCCCUCUGUUCUCCUCCUUUCUUUCUUUCCACAGUACCAGAAGUAUAACAUUUUCCAGAUCGAUCACAAGCAUUUGGAUUGGUGGGGAUUUAGAUAUUGAUCAGUAGUGGAGUGUAUUGUGAUGCCCAUAUCUGUGAUUUGGUUGCUGUCUGUAUCAAUACAUCUCCUGAUAAAUACCCUGCAUUGAACACAUAAACACACGGCCUGCCGGACUGAAGCUUAGAGUGUAACUGAUCCUUUUAUUAUUACCGUUUGAUACAGUCUGAAUAUCUUAUUUCUGAUUCUUUUGUAGGCCUUCAUUUUCCAUUUCUUUUUUAAAGAUUUAUUUCCACAAGCACCCAGAAAACUGCAGGAGUUGUUGAGUGCAGUUCAUGAAUGUCUAUCCACAUGUUUUCUUAGUUUAAGCCCUGUUAACGUUUUUAGGGAAUUCAGACCCAAAUGGUUUUUAAGUUGCGAGUUUAAGUACCAUCCUUAUGUUUCCUCAUGUCCCCUUUUUUCUGUUUAAACUUAACUAAGUUUUAUUUUACGCUGCCAGUAGUGAAGGGGGUCUUGUUGUUUUGAAGAGUAAAUGCUUGUUUGGAUUUGUUUUGGUGGCAUGUCUCUUUGUUUUCUCAUUUCUCCCCCUCUUGAUUUUCUUGUAUUUAAAACCCACACAGUUGUUGUUGUUGGCGUGUGAAGCAGCAGGUUCAGAAAUGAAUUGGAAAGUCGAUGCUAUAUCUGUACAUACAUUUUUAUUAGCGUUUCAUUUUGGCCCAGUUUCAACAAGUUCCUCUGAAUACAUUUAUAAUUGCAAACAGAUUGUAAUGGAUGCAUUGCUUUACCUUCUGUGUGAAGUCAUAUCUGUUUAUGUUCUGCUGGAAAUCUUUCUUUAAAAUCUCCAUUAAAACAAAUAUCGCCAUUUAAAUUUG
Molecule: messenger RNA, 2725 nt
Organism: Trematomus bernacchii (emerald rockcod)
Lineage: Eukaryota; Metazoa; Chordata; Actinopteri; Perciformes; Nototheniidae
Gene: luc7l
Product: LUC7-like (S. cerevisiae)
Exons: 11
Coding region: 599-1705 (368 amino acids)
Biological process (GO): mRNA splice site recognition
Cellular component (GO): U2-type prespliceosome; U1 snRNP
Molecular function (GO): mRNA binding
Source: RefSeq, a predicted model, not a curated record